Molecule: messenger RNA, 1729 nt
Organism: Marchantia polymorpha subsp. ruderalis
Lineage: Eukaryota; Viridiplantae; Streptophyta; Marchantiopsida; Marchantiales; Marchantiaceae
Source: the annotation of a GenBank genome assembly
CUUGGAGAGUUUGUCGACCGUGCACUCUGUAGCAGUGUUGUACAGUACUGAAGGGUCGGUUCUACGCCGGCAAGGGUUUGGAGCUCGAGACGCCUUCGGAGCAAAUCCAGUACGGACCUGGCUUUCUGACACUCGAGGAUCUCUCGACCUUGAAGUCAAUAACGAAGUCGAAAGCGAAGUCGGCUCCCAGUAGGUUCCAGUCAAAUCCGUCGCUUAAGAUGCAGGCAGGUGGGGUGAUUUCUGCCCUGAAUGGUGGUGGCUGCAAGACUUGGGCUGCAGAUUUUGCUUCUAGAUCGCGGCUCAGUUGCUUGAGAGAAAGGUCCGGUUCGCUGAAGUGCUUUAGAGCAAAAUCUGGCUGGAACGCACCAUCCACAUCGUGUGUGCGGGUUACUUCCGAGAUUGCGGCAAAUACGUCUGUGCAAGAGCUGGGCGGUGCGAGGGCUGUGAGAAUUCCACCUCCUGCCCACCCCACGUAUCAACUUUUGGACAUAAUUAGGUAUGCUCUCGCUGAAGAUGCAGGAGAUCGAGGUGAUGUCACAUGCUUGUCCACAAUUCCUGAGCAAGCCCAGGCGAAAGCGCAAUUCAUGGCGAAAGCGGAUGGGAUUGUUGCCGGAAUCGCCCUAGCUGACAUGAUAUUCCAGGAAGUGGAUCCCGAGCUAGAAGUCGAGUGGAAUGUGCAGGAUGGUGACUAUGUGAAGUACGGGCUCAAGUUUGGCACUGUCAGGGGAUCGGCAAGAAGCAUUCUCGUCGCCGAAAGAAUUGCCUUGAACUUUAUGCAGCGAAUGAGUGGAAUCGCUACUUUCACCAAACAAAUGGCUGAAGCGGCAAAACCCGCUCGGAUUCUGGAAACCAGGAAGACUGCACCAGGGCUGAGGCUCGUUGAUAAGUGGGCAGUUUUGAUCGGCGGUGGCGAGAAUCACCGAAUGGGGCUUUACGACAUGUUUCUGGUGAAGGACAAUCAUGUAGACGUGGCUGGUGGGAUUAAGAAUGCCGUCGCUGCGGUAGAUCGUUACAUGACAGAGCAUAACCUUGAUUUGGGAGUAGAGAUAGAAACUAGAACGAUAGAUGAAGUUCGACAGGUUCUAGAUUGUAUCAGUAGUGGUAAGAGCCGGGUGACAAGGAUUAUGUUGGAUAAUAUGGUGAAAGUGACUCCAUCGGGGUCUGUAGAUGUCUCCAGACUCGAAGAGGCGGUGAAGCUUAUCGAUGGUAGAGUAGAAACGGAGGCCUCAGGCAAUGUCACGUUGCAUACGGUGAACAAGAUAGGUGCGACUGGAGUGACAUUUAUUUCUAGUGGAGCCUUAACGCACUCUGUGGAAGCAUUAGACAUUUCAUUGAAGGUAGACAUGAGCGUUGAUUCUAGGAUGUGAUAAAAUCACAAUUGUCGAAUCUCCGUUGAAAAUUGAGUGUAGCUUCGAGUGGUCAUAGAACUAGUGGUAGCUUGAAGCUGGUCCUCUUCACUGACAAGAGAAGAGGUCCGACAUCUGGAUUGCAGUUCUUCAUCUGGUUUAGUACAAGGAAAGUAGUCGUCUUUAUUUAUAACGAUGUCGAUGUUGCAGGAAGUUAUAUGAGGUGACAGGCGUUUACUUAGAUGAUAAAUUUUAUAGAAGUUUUAAAGAUAAUAUGGCCGAUUAACGAAUUUAUUUUUCCCCAAUUCUCAAUUUUCAUACUUUCUUAUUCUACAUGGAGUAUUUCAUGUUUUCAUUUUUUUCGUCAGUUUGUGUCAAGUGAG